UUCCGGAAGACUUUUUCUCCUUCCUUUCUGCUCUUUCGCUUCAUUUCUCUGCGUCUUAAGACACGAUCGGUCGAUCAUUGAUCCGGUGACACCUUGGGAUAUUUAAUAAAACAACCUUUUAAAGGCUUUUAAUGGAUAAAUACAACUUUUAAAACCUUUUUAAAGCGUUUUGAGUUGAAUUUGUUGAACACUCCAGGAAACCUCGCCGUGUGGAAAACUAUUCCAUAAAGACAACAAGGAGGAAGAGGAGAACGAGCAACAAUCGCGGCAAAGACGGCUCAGGUGUUUUCUUUUCUCGCUCUUCUUUGAACCGCGCUACUAGAUGGACUACAUGGACAGUGGCCUGAAGUACACCCCGGCCCAGGACAAAGAAUGGGACACGACUGUUCAAUUCCUGCCGGCAUCAGACAACAAGAAGCUGGAGAAGAAGAAAGGUCCGGGGAAGUUGGGAGCUGUGAUCGGAGUGGUGAUCUUAUGCGCCGUCAUAGCGCUAAUGGCCGGCCUGCUGGUCUGGCACUUCCACUUCCGUAAAGACGUGCGCGUCAAGAAGAUGUACAGCGGCUCCAUGCGCAUCACCAACCAGGUUUUUGAGGACGCCUACGAGAACGCCAACAGCUCCGAGUUCCAGGCGCUGGCCAAGCAGGUCAAGACGCAGCUCAGAUCGCUCUACAGCAAGAGCCCGCAGCUGGCCAAAUACUACGUUGGAUCAACGGUUCAGGCUUUCAGCGAGGGCAGCGUCAUUGCUUACUACAUCUCCGAGUUCAGUGUGCCGAGCGGCCAGGAGGCAGCGGUGGACAGCGCCAUGUCCGCCAUGGACAAACUGGUGGACAAAGAGCAGCGCAGCGUCUCCAGGCAGGGCAAUGCUCUGCUCCUGGAAGACGUUGUGUCCUCGGAACUUGAUUCUCGAUUGUUUUCUACGGAAUUCAGCAGAUUCUUGAGGUUUUCCGAGCACACGAGGACAAACCACAUCGGCCAGAUCAGGUCCCCCGGCUUCCCCGACAGCUCGUACCCCCCCAACAGCUUCAUCCAGUGGCAGGUGCGGGCCGACCCCAACUACAUCAUCAAGCUGGACUUCGACACGAUGAACCUGGAGGAGAACUGCAGCAACGACUUUGUCAAGAUCUACGACUCCCUGGUCGCCAUCGAGGCCAACGUCCUGCAGGAGAUGUGCGGCUACUAUUCACCCAGCGAGCCCUUGACCUUCUUGUCCUCUGGCAAUGUGAUGCUGGUCACCAUGGCAACCAACGAAGAGAAGAACUACCCGGGCUUCCGAGCGCAAGUGUCGCAGGUGCGACGCGGCAGCACCAGGACCACGUGCGGCAGCCAGCUGACAGGUGAAGUAGGCCGUUUUACUUCUCCCAACUUCCCAAAUUACUACCCACCUCGGACUUCCUGCAAGUGGACCAUCGAGGUCCCUGCUGGAAAGGCGGUAAAGGUGACGUUCAAAAAAUUCCUCAUGUCUGAACCGGGCCAGGACGGAAGCAAGGGCUGCCGCAAGGACUAUGUGGAGAUCAACGGCAAGAAAUUUUGUGGUGAUCAGCCCGACGGCUCGCUCACAGAGACCAGCCGCACCAACAAAAUGACCGUUCAGUUUUUCUCCGACGGAUCCUACGUAGACAUCGGAUUCAACGCCACAUAUGAGGCAGUCGACAUCACCGACCCUUGCCCCAAGCAGUUCCAGUGCAAGAGCCAGCGCUGCAUCAAGUCAGACCUCAAGUGCGACGGCUGGAACGACUGCGGCGACAUGAGCGACGAGUUGAACUGCAAGUGCAACUCAACUCACAUCCACUGUAAAAAUGGGCUUUGCAAGCCCAUGUUUUGGAAGUGUGACGGCGUAGAUGACUGUGGCGACGGCACCGACGAGAAGAACUGUGGAACUUGUUCUACUGGACAGCUCACCUGCAAAAACGGCAAAUGCGUCUCGGAGAAGAGUCGCUGCGACGGGAGAGACGACUGCGGCGAUGGUUCCGAUGAGCUCGACUGCGGACGAGGUUCUGGUUCUGUGGUCUGCACUGACCUCACAUUCAAAUGCAAGAACAACAAAUGCAUCAGCAAAGUCAACCCCGAAUGUGACGACAUCAAAGACUGCGAGGACGGUUCGGACGAGGACAACUGUGAUUGCGGACGCAGUAAGUUCAAGACGUCGCGUAUUGUCGGCGGUCAGGACGCGGUGGCAGGCGAGUACCCCUGGCAAGUCAGCCUGCACGUCAAGCGUUAUGGACACGUGUGCGGCGCCAGCCUCAUUAGCCCCCGCUGGCUUGUCACCGCCGCCCACUGCGUGCAGGACGACAGAAGUACGAGGUUUUCUCAACCGGGCACUUGGGAGGCGUACAUGGGCCUCCACUCGCAGCGCAACAUCAGCAGCUCGGUGAUGAAGAGAAACUUGAAGAGGGUCAUUCCGCACCCUAACUAUAACGACUACACCUUUGACAACGACAUCGCUCUGAUGGAGCUGGACACUCCCGUGACCUACAGCGACUACAUUCAGCCCAUCUGCCUGCCUGCCGCACAGCACGACUUCCCCGUUGGCAACGUCGUCUGGAUCACCGGCUGGGGAGCCACUCGGGAGGGAGGAUUCGCAGCGACGGUGUUGCAAAAAGCACAGGUACGCUCUAUCAACCACACAGUGUGUGACUCUCUGAUGGGCGGUCAGCUGACCUCCAGGAUGAUGUGCGCCGGCAUUCUGAGCGGAGGAGUCGACGCUUGCCAGGGGGAUUCUGGCGGGCCGCUCUCCAUUCAGUCAGGCAGCCGCACGUUCCUUGGAGGCGUGGUCAGCUGGGGCGACGGCUGCGCCCGUCGGAACAAGCCGGGCAUCUAUACGAAGGUCACCAAAUUCCGCGGCUGGAUCAAAGAGAAGACGGGUGUGUAGAACAAAAAAGGCCGCACGGUGGGCCCGUGGACAUGAUCAUGAAAAUGGACUGACACACAGGAACUGCAUUGUGGAUUGUCAACUUCCACAAGAAGCGCCAUCACUCCAUGCAAUGCUUCAGGAGCAAGUGCAGCACUGUUCUGUGUCCACUAUGAUUUUAUCAUAUUCAUCUUGAUAAAUUGUAAAUAUGUUGUAUUUCCUGUGUGUUCUGUUGAUGUUUUUGCAUAUUUGGAUUGAGCACAUGCAUACAUAAAAACAGGUUUUUAAUAUGUUGUUGAACAUGUGAAAUGUUCGGUCCUUUGUGUCACUGCAACUGUCUUUUUUUUUUUUUUUUUGUGGUUGUAUUUCCUCACAAAUGUCAACAACUGUAACAUCAAUCCAUCCUACCUCCAGACAGUGUAUCCCAGAAUAACAUACUUGCUCUUUGCCUCUAUUACUCAUAUAUUUUGUUUGGAUUUUGUUGUUUAUGGAUGUUGACACAAAUCCAAUGAUUUAAAUUCAUUAGGAGAAAAAAAUGGCAUAGUAGCAUGAAACAAAAUAGUCAGACACUGUUAACAGUGUGAAAGCAGCCAAGGAGUGACAAGAUUUUUAUCCGAAGAAACUUCACAAGGAAUAUUUGGUCAACAGAGGUCCCUGAAUGCAUCAUGAUUGCUUUUGAAUACUUUUUUUGUGCUGUAUAUAAUUUUGCCAGCAAUAUCAACAGUGCAUAGAAUGUUGUGUAUGAUUUUUAUUUGUUUAGCUCAUUGGAGUAGUAAUAUAAACGCGACCGUUUUAAUCCACUGUCUCUGUGAAUGUUUAUAUAACAGUGUUUUAAAUAAAAUAUUUCGAAUAUA
Hippocampus comes (tiger tail seahorse) is the source of this 3702-nucleotide messenger RNA. It is a transcript of the gene st14a, whose product is annotated as ST14 transmembrane serine protease matriptase a. NCBI's taxonomy places the organism in Eukaryota, Metazoa, Chordata, Actinopteri, Syngnathiformes, Syngnathidae. Gene Ontology annotation, cellular component: membrane. Gene Ontology annotation, biological process: proteolysis. The coding region runs from base 323 to 2869 and encodes 848 amino acids. The transcript has 19 exons. Gene Ontology annotation, molecular function: protein binding; serine-type endopeptidase activity. The record is from RefSeq and is a predicted model, not a curated record.